Molecule: messenger RNA, 990 nt
Organism: Coffea eugenioides
Lineage: Eukaryota; Viridiplantae; Streptophyta; Magnoliopsida; Gentianales; Rubiaceae
Exons: 2
Coding region: 208-960 (250 amino acids)
Source: RefSeq, a predicted model, not a curated record
UGUUGGAUUGUUUUAUCAGUUAGUUGUUCAGCUACUUAUGCAUUCCUUUGUCGACCUCUAUUGGAGCAUGAUCAUACACUUAAAACUUCUCAAAGUAACAAAAUUUUCCUGAACUUUAAUGGAGGUUUCACGACAGUUCAUACUCCUUUAACUUCUUUGGCAUUUUUGGCAUACUUUACAAAUUCAGAAAACAGAUGGAACACAGCAAUGGCAGCUGCGGUGCUAGUCUCUGCUGUAUUAUGGCUGCUAGUGGGCUCAAAACCAAUUACUCAGGGACUCAAAUAUUCUCAGGCCAUGGGAAACUUCUUAACCGGUUUUGCUGGUCCUUUAAGGAUGUAUCCUCGUCAUACAAUUUUCUGGUUUUUCAUUCAAGCUCUAGUGCUAUCAACUUUAUCUGUUCUUAAAUCGCCAAGGUUGUGGGAUUCACUUUUGAGCAUGAUAUUGGUUCAUGCAUCCAUUCCAAGUUCCCUAUUACGGUUAGCUUCUACGUUGAAGAAAUUAGAGGGAUCAUCAUCUAUGGCAGCACACGUUUAUAAACAUCGAAAAAUCUUCGAAAUUAUACUGGGAUGUUUGGGAACUGUUUUUGUCCAAUACUACUUCAAAGCCAAAUCUAUCCCUCUCAUGUUAUCUUUCUUGUCUUUGGCUAUUGCCUGGCUGGGGAAUCUCGCGAACGUCCAGCGCUGCACUGAUUUUGGGAUUUUUCAUUUCCUUGUUACUGCAAGCUUGGAAUGUGCUGUGAGUCUAUUUGGUCUCCAUUUUCAUACUUUCCUCGUCGUUGCGGCUGGAAUUUUCUUGAUGGUCUUGAGGUUGAAGAUCGUGGAGGUCGAAUUCGUAUCAUUGAGGUAUGAUGGCAUGCAAGAAAGCGUCCUGAAGGAUUUGAAACGUUUGGAGGAAUUGUAUGGUGGCCAUGACCCCGCCAUCCAAACGCAGCAGUUGGAGCAACCCAACAGUAUUGUCUAAACUUGAAGAUGCCAUAGGAUAAAAUGCAUA